AUGCUCUCUCACGCCGACCUCCUGGACGCCAGACUAGGUAUGAAAGAUGCCGCCGAGCUUCUGGGCCACCGGGAGGCGGUGAAGUGUAGGUUGGGCGUGGGGGGCUCCGACCCCGGGGGCCAUCCGGGGGACUUAGCGCCCAACACCGACCCAGUCGAGGGAGCCACUCUCCUGCCUGGGGAGGACAUCACCACCGUGGGCUCCACGCCGGCCUCGCUGGCGGUGAGCGCAAAGGACCCGGACAAGCAGCCGGGGGCCCAAGGCGGCCCGAACCCCAGCCAAGCCGGCCAGCAGCAGGGCCAACAGAAGCAGAAGCGCCACCGGACGCGCUUCACCCCGGCGCAGCUCAACGAGUUGGAGAGAAGCUUCGCUAAGACGCACUACCCCGACAUCUUCAUGCGCGAGGAGCUGGCGCUGCGUAUCGGGCUGACCGAGUCCCGAGUGCAGGUCUGGUUCCAGAACCGGCGCGCGAAGUGGAAGAAGCGCAAGAAGACCACCAAUGUGUUCCGCGCGCCCGGCACGCUGCUGCCCACGCCAGGCCUGCCUCAGUUUCCAUCAGCCGCCGCCGCCGCCGCCGCCGCCAUGGGCGACAGCCUGUGCUCUUUCCACGCCAACGACACCCGCUGGGCGGCGGCCGCCAUGCCCGGGGUGUCGCAGCUGCCGCUGCCGCCGGCGCUGGGCAGGCAGCAAGCCAUGGCGCAGUCGCUGUCCCAGUGCAGCCUGGCGGCCGGGCCGCCGCCCAACUCCAUGGGCCUGUCCAACAGCCUGGCGGGCUCCAACGGCGCGGGGCUGCAGUCGCACCUCUACCAGCCCGCCUUCCCCGGCAUGGUGCCCGCCUCCCUCCCCGGCCCCAGCAACGUCUCCGGCUCCCCCCAGCUCUGCAGCUCCCCGGACAGCAGCGAUGUGUGGCGGGGCACGAGCAUCGCCUCUCUCCGCCGCAAGGCGCUAGAGCACACAGUCUCCAUGAGCUUCACCUAAUGCAGCCGCCCCCGGCCCACCCCGCCCCGAGGGCCGCCCGGAGGCCCGCUCCCCCCGGGCGCGCGCCCGGAGCCCCGCCCACUGCCCCGGUCCCUGCCGCGCGCCCCGCCCCGCCCCGCCCCGGCCCCGACCCGGCCUCCGCCGCGUCUCGUUUAGUCCUCUCCUCUCUCCACUUGCUCGGGCUCGCCCCGAGCCCCAGCACACCAGGCCCCCCUCCGCCUGAUUUCGAUCGCCCAAGUCCCCCUCCCCCGCCACCCGGCUCACUGUACCAGCCGGUGACCCUCCCUCCACCCAUCUCCAGCGCCCACCCCACCCUUUCCCGCGACACAGGCCUCCCCGCUGCUCGCGCUUGUCGUGCUCGUGCCCUCCUCUCGGCCUUGGGCUCGCGGCAUUCCCACCCGCACCUGCAACACGACGCCUACGCCCCCUCCCCGCCGCCCUCCCAGCCCGUCCUUCCCCACGCCACGUGUCCCUCCUCCCGCGCCCCGCAAACGCAUCUUUCCCGCCAUUUUACUGACCAGGGAGUCGACUCAGGAUCUGAAAUCAGACACCAAUGGACUGGUUUGUGGGCAGAAACAUACACACGAGCGCUCUCGCUCACUCUACACACUGCACACACAUGUACACACAUGCACACAGUGCACCUGGCUCACACACGGACGUGUUCAAGGGACAGCACAACGUUAGGGACUUUUGUCUUAAGGGAGGGACAAGCAUCUGCUACCAACCGCCUCAUCCGAGGGCCCAAUUGAUACGAUUUUAUUUAUCCUCGUAUUCUUUCUUCAAACUCCUCUUUGUUUACUUUUCCACCACCUUACCCUUGCCUCAUCCACCCAGUCACAUCCAUGCAACCCUCUAUUGGCUUGCAAAAAAAAAAAAAGCUUUUAUUUUCUCUUACUUUUCUUAAGCACAACUGUGUGAGGGCAUUGACGGGAAAGCGUCUCAGAGGACCAUGCCAGUGGGUUGGGUGGCUGGAGCAGGCUAAACAGUCAUGGAAUGAAGAGGUGAUCUCUCCCGUUUUGAUAAGUCUGUGAGAAGUAACAAAAUAAACAUGUAAGGAAAGUUUCCUUUUGUAAAAGCAAAAGCCACAUCUCUUUUCUGGAUCCUCUGGACCGGGGUUCACUCGCUUUUCCAGGUCUCCCCGCUGCUCUGUGCCCUUGGUUCUGUGGCCGUCCUGUCGUCCCUCGUGCCCCUUGGCCACUGCCCUGGCCCCUGCGCCGCCGAUGGGUGCGCUCGGACACCUCCGCCCUGCAACUCUGUACAGAGAACAGUCAGCUCUUCUGCAUGUGCCGGCCAAAGCCACACCCGGAGAACAGACGCGCUUUCCAAGAAUGAACAAACACGUGAAAUAGGAUGUUUUGUGUAGAUAAAGCAUUCUCGUUACAUACUGGUCAACUUGUGGUAUGUUUUAACUUAUUGUCUGUGCUUCUUUAUGGAAUUUGGUUUUCUUAAUAAAUGUUUGAGCUAAUAUAAAGCA
Messenger RNA from Myotis daubentonii (Daubenton's bat), 2455 nucleotides. It is a transcript of the gene OTP, whose product is annotated as orthopedia homeobox. The record is from RefSeq and is a predicted model, not a curated record. NCBI's taxonomy places the organism in Eukaryota, Metazoa, Chordata, Mammalia, Chiroptera, Vespertilionidae. Gene Ontology annotation, biological process: regulation of DNA-templated transcription; neuron differentiation. Gene Ontology annotation, molecular function: DNA-binding transcription factor activity, RNA polymerase II-specific; DNA binding.